Messenger RNA from Ipomoea nil (Japanese morning glory), 444 nucleotides. RefSeq lists its product as uncharacterized. The record is from RefSeq and is a predicted model, not a curated record. NCBI's taxonomy places the organism in Eukaryota, Viridiplantae, Streptophyta, Magnoliopsida, Solanales, Convolvulaceae. The transcript is spliced from 2 exons. The coding region runs from base 1 to 423 and encodes 140 amino acids.
AUGGUAGCGCAGACUCAAGGAAGAAGGAAGCUUCUGAGCUGGAAAGGGAUGGCAGUAUCACUCAACUACGAGAUGCUUGAAAGUCGAUGUAUCUCGUCCCCAGCCUCGUCGUCGCAAGGUCGUCGGUCGCCGCUGCAUCGCAAGGUCCUGCCCCGCCGCCGCUGCUACCGCUCCACGUCGCCCCGUCGCUGCUACUACUGCUCCACGUCGCUGCGAGGUCGCCGCCCCGUCGCUGCUGUUUCUCCUCUACCCUUGAAAACAGAGGCAAACGAGAACUGGAAUUGGACUUCAGGAUAUAUUGGGAAGAGUUCCACUCUUCAAGUUCGGAAAAGGAAAAGGAAAAAAGCCUUGAUUAUGGCUGUUGAUGCUUUCUGUAAAUUAGUGAAGAAGCAGGCAGAUGUAGCUCAAUUAAUUACCAAGUAAGGGAGUAAUUUUUGCCUCUUC